UGUUCUCCAGGCUUAUUUGCAUAAAUUUUGUUACCACCGAGCCUUUUGGUAGUUUUUCAAAGCAAAACCGUGGGACAUGCUAAAUGAUUUUGAACCUGCUAGUGACGUUGACUGUAUAAUACGCGAACGAUCGGCAACGGUAAAUCUGAGGAAAUGUUGUUGUGAUUUGGUGCGGGCCACAAACGUGGUAUAAAAUAAUUAGCUGUGGUGUUGUCUGAAAAGGGGAGUUUUCUCAACUGAGAACAAUGACUGUGAACACAAAAUGGAUAUCAACGAGACAACUUCAAACUCUACGACUGUUUCAUGGCUGCCGAACACAACAAUGACUACAACGAGUAUCUCGGCUGUCCAUAGCUAUCCUGUAAGAGUCGUCUUGGGUGUUUGCUUCAUCCUGAUAUCGGUCACUAGCAUUACUGGUAAUAGCAUGGUCAUUCUUGCUGUCAUAUUCAGCAAGAAACUCCGAACAUCAACUAAUGUCUUCGUGGUAAGCCUCAGCUCUGCAGACCUUAUGACAGGCCUGGCAAUGCCAAUGAGUGCAGUUGCGCUGAUCUCCCCUGGUAAUAGCUGGCCGUGGUCGACGGAAGCUCCUUGUUACAACGCAGGCUUGCUUCUAUACACAAGUGCCUGUGCCAGUCUCUACAACCUCGCUUCCAUCGCUCUCAAUAGGUUGAUUCUUAUCAAGAGUCCUAUGAAAUGGUACCGUAUUCUGUACACCAAAUGCAACCUCGUUAUUAAUGUCGUGAUCAUAUGGAUUGUAGCAUUUGCUAUUCUGAUAGUCCCUCCUCUUUGCGGCAUUGGUGACUAUGGCUACGGUAAGAAGCAGCACACGUGCUCAAACCUGGAGACCCACCCGAAGGCCAAAAUGUUUGAAAGGAUUCAACUCUUCGCCGGUUACCCCCUCCCAUUAAUCAUCAUCAUAACCAGCUAUGUCAUGAUAUUCUAUCACGUCCGUCGCCACUUCAAGAAGCAGAUGGAUGCGGCAACUGACACUAAGCACGAGUCUCUCGGCUCCGGGGACAACCCGACCUUCCAGAGGUCCGGGGACAACCCGACCUUCCAGAGGUCAGACAGCACUGUCGUCAUAUGUGCCGAACGCCGGGAUCGGCUCAAUCGACAACAACUCGAGAUCACCAAAAAUCUCUUCAUUACAGUCUGUGCUUUCUUCAUCUGUAUAACCCCUUACGCAGUGGCCCUUUACUUCCCGAACAACGAGAGUUUCCUGGUGAUCGGUGGUGUGGUAUUCCUCAGCAACAGCUUCCUCAACCCAAUAAUAUACGCAGCAAAACACCCGCAGUUUAAGAGGGUUCUGCGUCUGAUCCUGCGAUGUAAAUACUCAGAGAUAGAAGAGCCGUCGGAUACCAUCAAAUACUUGACAGCCAAAUGCUGUUGCAAAUCAUAAAUAAUUGAGAGGUCAGGAUAAACAGAAGCUGGAAUUUUUUGUUUGCUUUGUUAUUAUUGAAAAUAAUCACAAUGAGGUUACUAGAUGAAACAUUGGUCUGUACCGCUUAAAAAGCUGGUACCCUGGUUUGGGGAAUCAGUCCAAAAACGAGCAAGGCCAGUUUUGUACGUUUGUGUAUAAGUUUUCAUACUUUAUAUCCAUAGCUCAGUUCGAGUUCAAAGCAUUUGUUUAUAAAAUAGUGCCUAACAAUAUUACUAUAUAGGAGAAAUACUGAUCAAAGUUAUUGGUACAAUUUUGCCCGGUUUUAAACGUAUUCAUGAACAGCAUGCUUAACCAAGAUGGCAGUACAUGUUAUAUUAAUGUUUCGUUUAAAGGUGUGAGGUUUGUUAUUAUGUAAUAACUAUUUUAUAUUAAAUACAAUUUAUCGGAAACAA
This is a messenger RNA of Asterias rubens (European starfish), 1833 nucleotides long. RefSeq names its product rhodopsin, GQ-coupled-like. Gene Ontology annotation, cellular component: membrane. Gene Ontology annotation, molecular function: G protein-coupled receptor activity. Lineage: Eukaryota; Metazoa; Echinodermata; Asteroidea; Forcipulatida; Asteriidae. Bases 263 to 1399 code for a protein of 378 amino acids. Gene Ontology annotation, biological process: G protein-coupled receptor signaling pathway. The transcript is spliced from 2 exons. The record is from RefSeq and is a predicted model, not a curated record.